This is a messenger RNA of Brenthis ino (lesser marbled fritillary), 723 nucleotides long. Lineage: Eukaryota; Metazoa; Arthropoda; Insecta; Lepidoptera; Nymphalidae. The record is from the annotation of a GenBank genome assembly.
AUGCCGAAGAGAACUAAGGGUGAAAAACUUAAAUAUUACACAGAGAAAAUUAGAAAGCUAAACGAAAUAAAUAAUCGAAGGAGUAUACGUCGUAGAAUUAUACAGUCUGAGUCAUCAGAUGAAAAUUCAGAUGUCGAAACGCAAUCGCAAUAUAACCAAAACGAGGGUAGUUUACCACGCGCUGUAUUAAUAGACGACGAGAUAAUGGAACGUGAUAUUAGGAUGGAAGCUGUAGAUACUCCCCAGGUUGAAACGGGGACUCCAGAGGUUGCAUCGCAUCCAGAACUAACGUUCGAAUACUUGCAAGCUCUCGGGGACGCCGUCGAUGAGGUGCCGCAAUAUGGAGAGGAAAUCCAUAGUAACUUAGCGCAAAGUUUGGAUAAAUCUUUGUUAAACGUUAUCGAAAAUAAUCAUGAUGAGACGCUUUUCGGUGCCAACCUAUCAGAAAAAAUUAAAGCGGCAAAAAUUAUAGAAAAACAAGGGCUUUCUAUCAAGAAAAACGUUCCUGUUACGAAACCAUCUACAUCCUUUUUACGACCGCGGCCGGGAAACUGGACAGGCCCUCCCCGCUUCCCGUCGAACAGGGGGGGACGUACAGCACCGCGGGCGGCGACGAUGACGUCAGUGGCGCGACGGGCAUUGGCGGGGAACACACCACAACCGCCGUCGCAAGCUCGCUUCAGCCAUCCAAACAGACAACGUGCCUUUCCGACGCAUCGACGU